Neodiprion fabricii is the source of this 6815-nucleotide messenger RNA. RefSeq names its product gamma-aminobutyric acid type B receptor subunit 1 (gene GABA-B-R1). Gene Ontology annotation, biological process: G protein-coupled receptor signaling pathway; gamma-aminobutyric acid signaling pathway. The record is from RefSeq and is a predicted model, not a curated record. Gene Ontology annotation, molecular function: G protein-coupled GABA receptor activity. Bases 273 to 2831 code for a protein of 852 amino acids. Gene Ontology annotation, cellular component: G protein-coupled receptor heterodimeric complex; membrane. Lineage: Eukaryota; Metazoa; Arthropoda; Insecta; Hymenoptera; Diprionidae. The transcript is spliced from 13 exons.
CCUCAAGUCUCUUUCACACACAGCCCUCUGGGCCAGGGCCAGGCGCUGAAAUCAAUAUGAAGUGAAUUACACACAAGAGCCAUCCUGGUUUAGUAAAAUCACUCCUCAGCAGGGCUUGGUGCUCAAGCACCUGUUGACUUUCGAUUUUUGGCCUCAUUACAAUGGAUUUUCUCAGUCAUUCACGACCCAAAGUUCACAUCUCAAUGAUUGGAGAUUGAGCUACUGAUGGUCUAACUUUAUACUGAAUAUUCUCGUAAGCAAGUUCUUCAACCAUGUUCAUACUUUUCAUUGCUGUGACUACAUUGAUUCCAAUCGUCGUUCGAGGAUUGUUACCUCCAGAGGACAACGUCUUGCACAUUGGUGGCAUAUUUCCCAUUGCUGGAGAAGGCGGAUGGCAGGGAGGUCAGGCAUGCAUGCCAGCAGCAAACCUGGCCCUGGAUGAUGUGAAUAGUCAAAAAGAUUUACUACCUGGAUUUACUUUAAAGUUACAUUCAAAUGACAGCGAGUGCGAGCCAGGACUGGGAGCAUCUGUCAUGUACAAUUUAUUAUACAACAAACCUCAGAAGUUAAUGUUACUAGCUGGCUGCAGCACAGUUUGUACCACAGUUGCUGAAGCUGCUAAAAUGUGGAAUUUGGUAGUUUUAUGCUAUGGCGCCUCAUCACCAGCUUUAUCAGAUCGUAAUCGCUUUCCUACACUGUUCAGAACUCAUCCGUCAGCCACGGUACAUAAUCCAACGAGAAUCAAGCUACUCCAAAAAUUUGGAUGGUCUCGAGUGGCCAUUUUACAGCAAGCCGAAGAAGUAUUCAUCUCUACCGUGGAAGAUUUGGAAGCACGAUGCAAGGAGGCUGGAAUUGAAAUUGUAACACGCCAGAGUUUUUUGUCAGACCCUGCGGACGCAGUUAGAAAUUUACGUCGUCAAGAUGCCCGAGUAAUAGUGGGUUUAUUUUACGUCGUUGCAGCCAGACGGGUACUCUGCGAACUUUACCAUCAAAAGCUUUAUGGCAAGAGUUACGUAUGGUUUUUUAUCGGCUGGUACGAAGAUGACUGGUUUGAAAGGAAUUUGGAUAAGGAAGGCAUAACUUGCACAAAGGAACAAAUGCGACAGGCCGCAGAGGGCCAUUUGACGACUGAAGCCCUUAUGUGGAACCAGAAUAAUCAGAAAACAAUUAGCGGAAUGACUUCAGAGGAUUUCAGACAAAGAUUGAAUGACAUGUUAAAGGCACAUGGCUAUGAUAUUGAUAACAAUAGAUAUCCUGAGGGUUAUCAAGAGGCACCACUUGCUUAUGAUGCUGUCUGGUCGGUAGCUCUGGCAUUUAACAAAACAAUGGAAAAACUGAAUAGACUUGGUAAGAGUUUGAAAAAUUUCACUUAUACCGAUAAAGAGAUAGCCGAUGACAUUUAUUCAGCAAUAAACUCAACACAAUUCCUUGGAGUUUCUGGAUAUGUAGCAUUCAGUUCCCAAGGAGAUCGAAUUGCUUUGACGCAAAUAGAACAGGUUGUAGGUGGGACGUAUGUGAAACUUGGAUACUAUGACACUCAAAGUGAUAAUUUAACGUGGCUAGACAAGGAGAGGUGGAUUGGUGGUAAAGCCCCACAAGAUCGAACAAUUGUUCGAAGAGUCCUGCGAACAGUUUCUUUGCCUUUAUUCAUAUGCAUGGGCACGGUAUCAUCGGCAGGAAUCGUAAUAGCGAUGGCCUUGAUCGUUUUUAAUAGUUGGAAUAGACAUAGGAGAGUGAUCAUGUCGUCACAUCCAAUUUGCAAUACAAUAAUGUUAACGGGUGUUAUCACUUGCUUAGUAUCUGUAUUUUUACUGGGAGCUGACGGGCGAUUUGUGGAACCAUCCGAGUAUCCAAACAUUUGUCAAGCUAGAGCUUGGAUGUUAUCGACUGGAUUUACCUUGGCUUUUGGAGCGAUGUUCAGCAAAGUUUGGAGGGUACAUAGACUGACGACCAAAACUAAAGCCGACCAAGCUAAGUUAUUUUUGGUUAAACAAAAAGUUUCAUCUAUACAGAAGAAAAUUCAGCCGUGGAAGCUCUAUACAAUGGUGAGCGCACUCCUGACAAUCGACGUUAUAAUUCUGAGCGCAUGGCAGUUGUUAGAUCCACUGCAGCGGCGCAUAGAGGUCUUCCAAUUAGAGCCAUCUUUGUAUGGAGAUGACGAUGCCAGGAUUAGACCGGAGUUAGAGCACUGCGAAAGUGAUCAUAACAUAAUAUGGCUCGGUUUAAUAUAUGGGUAUAAAGGCAUUGUAUUGGUAUUUGGUCUAUUUUUGGCCUAUGAGACACGCAGUAUUAAAGUGAAGCAGAUUAACGAUUCACGUUACGUGGGAAUGUCGAUUUACAAUGUCGUAGUAUUAUGCCUUAUCACAGCCCCGGUAACAAUGGUGAUUGCAAGUCAACAGGAUGCGAGUUUUGCCUUUGUUGCAUUAGCUAUCAUAUUCUGCUGCUUUCUAAGCAUGGCUUUAAUAUUUGUACCCAAAGUUAUCGAAGUUAUACGGCAUCCAAGGGAUAAGGCAGAAUCUAAGUAUAAUCCUGAUGUUGGUAUAUGCAAAGAGGAUGAAGAAAGAUAUCAGAAGUUGUUGAUCGAAAAUGACGAGUUGCAAAAGCUCAUUGCAGCGAAAGAGGAGAAAAUCAGAAUGUUGAAACAACGAUUAGCCGAGAGGGAUGCGACUAAGGGAGGUCCAAUAAAUAUUCCGAAGGAUUCCUUGAUUGUAGCAGACUUUGUAACCGGAGAAGGAACGUCUGAUAGUGCGAUUGGUGGGGGCAUUUCCAUAUAUACAAGAUCAUCUCGUGCUUCAGCUUCUGAUUUUGAGUUCUCAGAAUCUUAUCUGUAAAAUGUUUCAGUUCUAUUUCCUCUUUUAUAAAUCAAAGUAUUUCGCAUAGCAGUUGCAAAUUUUUUUUGUCCAAACGCUAGAUAAAUUCUUCCAAGUAUUACAACACAUGGGCUACGGUUGGAAAUGUUCUAUGAUUUUUUAAAUUAUUCUUUCUGUUAUUUCAUUUAUCUCCUAACCUUGCUAAAUCAUAGCGCCGUAUAUACUGUUUUUGUUGCUGUUACGAUCACCUUAUUGUUUGUAUAUAAAUAAGUUGUUUUUAUUCGUGGUGUUAUAUUUCAACACUCAAUCUUUCUACAGAGAAUUGAUUGCAAACUCUUUUAAACAGAAUUGCAGAUUAUAAUUUUCUGUCCGCUGAGCAAUACUUGUAGAUUUAUUUUUCGUGUUUCAAUGGACUAUCAUUACUUGCAUUUUGUACAAAAUUCACUGAAUAUGUAUCAUGUUAUUCAUAUCAUUUUCUUAUUCAUAUUUUCCAGGUCAAUCUUUUUUUGUGAAUUAAAAAGUUUCUUUUGUAAUUCUGACCCGUUUAUAUCACUAUUUGAAUGAGAAAUGUAUCUAGAAAAUCACAUAUAAUUUCAAUUGCAAGGGGAUGUAUUGGAUUAUUAUAGAAAUACAGCUUCACAGAGAACUUCUCGAGCCAUUCAUCGGAUAAUGAAAACGAGUGCGAUUAACGCAACCGAUUUUAACUCUCCUGCUCAAGGAUCAGGUUGAGGAACCAAUGAAUGACCCUGUAUGAUCGAAAUUUUACUCAUACAAUUGGAAAAAACUGAGUUUUCAGAUUACGAGAUAAUAAAUACUGUAAUAAAUUUUUCAAAUGAUCCACGUCAAAAUAAUGGCGUAUUUACAUUUGAAUUACAGUUUGUUAACCAUCUUUCUUCAUCUUAACUUCGAAACAAUAAAGAUAACUUCAUCGGCUGAGAGCAACAACAUCGUAUCUCAGAUUUUGAUUCAACAAAACCCCAUCUUAGAAUUUCGUUGAACAACGUUGUAUGUCCAAAGUAAUCUUCGAGGAAAUACAAUGAUUUUGAACAAAAUUCUGAGAUAGGGUUUUGUUGAACUAAAAUCUGAUAUGAAGUUUUGUUGAGCCAAAUUCUGAGAUAGGAUGUUGUUGCUUUCAACCGACGACUUGGCUUUUCUCUGAUAUAUAAUAUAUGAGAAAUCGGGCCAAAUGCUUUUAUAUUACGAAAAAUUCGAAUCAUUAUAUCAAUUACCAAUUAUCAGAAGUUUAUGUUCCAUGCAUAUCGGUAACUAAUUUUUGUAAAUUCAAAUCAAUGUCAGUCAUGAUUCAGUACAAAAGACAAUCUUUAUCGACAUUCGAGUAGUUCUAUUCGCCUAAUCCUCAUCUUAUAGUUAUUUGUUUGUCAUAACUAACAUAUGUUUAUCAAGUCGGCAAUGGCUUGUGAUGGAAAAAAUGCAAUGCUAAACGUUCGAAUAUCAAUGAAUUAGCAGCGUUCAUAUAUUGAAAGUGAUGAGAUGUGCAGGAAUAUGUAGAUUAUGCGCACAUAAAUUAUCGUGUCUAUUGUAAGUAACCCCGUAUGUAACGAGAUUAACGAAUAAUCUGCAUAAAAUUGUCUCAUCCGAAAAAAAUUUGGGACCUAUUACAAUUAAAAGUGCACAAAAUCGAUCUCAUAGAAAUGAUAGAUUGCGGCCUAAAUAAGUUUUUUCUGAUCUCACAACGACAAGAUCUAUACGCAUAAAUGCAUUUUAUGAUAAUCGAUGUUUAAUGUAAUUAGUGUAUACGGUUAUAUUUAUUUUUGUUCCGUUAAAUAAUUCCGCGUCUGUUGAUGCACUUUCGUCAUGGAUAUAAAAUAAUCUUUGUUGCCUAUGACAAAUUUAGUCUGAUGGGUCCAAAACAAAAGAAACACUUUUUUACUCUUUGAAAAUACAAAUGCAAUUUCUAAUUGGGCUUUAUAAUACAGUAAAGUUGAGAUAUAAAUUAUUUAUUCUCAGAAUUAGUGACUGUUUUAGAAUUAGAUGUAAUAAUUGCAGUUAAAUCUCGUUAGACAAAAUCUUAUAAUAUUAAAGUACUUCCAUAUUAAUGUAAACCUCAUGAAGCUUACUCCCAAAUUAAAAUAAAAUGUAGAAUAAUGACUUGACUAAGUGAUAUUUAGACAUGCUAACGAGAUUUAAACGCUUAAUAUCGUGUCCAUUCAUAAAUUAUUUGGGAGUCUUGAUGAGGUAGUAUAACAUUGUAGCUUUCAUGCAAGCCUUCGAUAACUAGAUCAAUGGAGAGAAAUCAUUUCAAAUGAGCCAUCAAGUGAUCAAUGUGAAAUCAAAAUUAUUUAUGAAUGCGACAAACCGCUAUAUAUGUGUGUGACAAGUUUAUGAUAUUUCAAAAAAACGGAAUUUAACUUUUUGUUUUUAGAAACGGACCACGCUGGGUGACUGGGGGCUGUCGUCCUUUAGAUGAAAAGUUAUUAGAUAAAGAAACUAACUAAAAGAUUUUCAGCCAGUCAAGCAAUUCUACUUGUAUACCUUAAAACCAACUAUGUACGUUAUUGGAUUUGACUACGGUGAUUUGACUUCAGAGAAGAGCAAUUUUUUUAAUUCGAAAUGUCCUUACUACUUGCCAUAUGUUUAUUAAUAGUCGUAUUACAAAAAUACAACAGAGUCAGUUAUCAAACGAAAUCAUACGAUUUGUUCAUCUUCUCUUUACAAAUAAAUUCGACGUCAAAUAUCAUACAUAUAUAAUAAGCAAUACGAUUUUUCCUCAUAUUAUAACGUCAAACGAUAAAUGAUUAGCAAAAUGUAAAAUGGUUCAAUACCAAAGUUUAAUUUUGAUAUCUAUUUUACAUAUGAUUAUAAUAGUUUUGCUCACGUGUUUAAUUUGAAAUAUAAAGAUGACAAGUAAAAAUUUACUACAAGUCUUGAAUAUUUCAAAAACAUCUAAGUUUUUAUUGUGAUUUGACUGCAAUUAAAAAAUCCAAUAUAGUUGAUAUAAAUUUAGCCAACAUGUGUAGUAUAUUAGUAGGUAUAUCUGAAUAGUCAGCUAAAAUAUGACAAUUAGAAUUUAGGGGAUGUCAUUAUACUGUCGAUUAAUAGAAAAUAGUAUGUUUUCUGUUAUUUUUUUCACCUUUUUUUCAUGUAAACUAUAAAAAAUUAUAUCAAUUUUUCAGGUAUGUUUGACGAAAAUUGGACAAUGAUUUGCUAUUUAUAUUCGCAUUGUGUCACGACGAUAUUUGAGAUGCUCAUAGUAACAAUUACGCAUAGAUACAUAGAUAGCUGUUCAAUUGAUUAAUUUGUUGGAGAAAUUCCGGUUUGUAAUAUCUUAAAUCAGAAAUUCAAUAACACGAAGUUAAUGAAAUUUAUUUUAUUUUUUCUUACGCUCAAUAUACUGGAUCAUCGGUAGUUUAUGAGAUUUUUAUUUGCCUCGUGUAAUUUAGGUAUACAUAAGGGAACUACAGUGUUCAAAAAUUUCCACCUCAGACUUGUAUGAAAUUAGAUUUUCACUUACUCUCCAACUAUUGUUCAUCACAUUCUGAGGGUUAAUUAUGAUUUCUGGCUACGAUAUUCUAUAUACUUAUUAUUUCAAUCUAAUUAUAGUGUACGUUAUGAGAAAUUGGAGCACUGUUGGAGUUUUACAAAUUUUAAAUAAGUAAUAUCAAACGUUGAAGAAAGUAAAAUAUAUAUAUUAAUACAUGUAUAUGUACGUUAUAGAAAAUAGGAGUUUUUAUUGAGUGUUUCUACAUGAAAUUGAAUUACAUAAAUGUUGGCUGUUACAUAACAAACUCUGUGAAAAUAUUGUUUUACGAUAUCAUUUUAUUGUUGUAAUGCAAUCUGUACAAUUUCGAGCAAACAACUGAGGUAAUUACUUCAUUUGCUGAUGUACGCAAAGAAUAACUGGAACGUUUAUUUCGUUCGGUAACAAUAUAAUUAUAAUAAAAGUAUUCGGAAAGAUUCUACAAGAAUAUUUCAAAUCUACGCAACUAGACUAACAGAUCGUUUUCUUAUAAGACAUUAUGUGUCAAUAAAGCGAGUAUAAUUCAA